AGCUUGGCCAAUCCCAAUAUGGACGCAUUGCUUUGUUGAACCACGGUGGAGUACUGCUCUUGAUCGACGUGGGCGAUCGGCGGUGCUUUUCUCAUCGUUCGCUGAUUGUGACUAUCCACUAUUCUUUUGGAGGGGGUGAGUUUAACCCCUUGAUUGGUGUUGGGCGAGCGUAGGGGUGGGAUGUAUAUAUGGAGGACCGAUCUUACCACACAUCGCUUCGUCACUACAGCGGCAAGGCAUAUCACAACCACUGGGAUACCAUAUGCUCCUGAGUCAAUCACAACUACAACCACAAAUCAACAAUAUGCCAUCAAAAGGCUGGACAACACUCCCACCCUGCCCAGGCCCACCACCAAACCGGCCCCUCCCUCCACUACCUUCAAAGUCAUAACCACAUCGAGUGGAGGAGUGAAAACGACGUCGACGCCAUCAGUCGAGUCGAGCAGGAGGAAAGCAGAAUACCCACACGUGUACGAUACGAUACUUUGCCGCGACUUCAGCUUGGAAGGAAUCGUAGGAGACAGAGGACUUGAUUCAAUUCUUUGGUGACGGAGAGUGACUUGCUAGAGUUUAACUCAUUGUACGAGAUUUGGUUUGAAAG
Molecule: messenger RNA, 601 nt
Organism: Alternaria alternata
Lineage: Eukaryota; Fungi; Ascomycota; Dothideomycetes; Pleosporales; Pleosporaceae
Exons: 3
Coding region: 181-549 (122 amino acids)
Source: RefSeq, a predicted model, not a curated record